This is a messenger RNA of Gastrolobium bilobum, 1200 nucleotides long. RefSeq lists its product as uncharacterized. The transcript has 14 exons. The coding region runs from base 1 to 1200 and encodes 399 amino acids. The record is from RefSeq and is a predicted model, not a curated record. Lineage: Eukaryota; Viridiplantae; Streptophyta; Magnoliopsida; Fabales; Fabaceae.
AUGGGGAUCGUUAAUCGAAGUUUUACUAAAAGAAAACCAAAUGAAAGUAUGAAGCUUUUUGUGAUAUUUUUUGUUGGAGGAUUUUUGGGCUUAAUUAUAGGAGUAUCACUUCCAACAUUGUCAAUAACAAAGUUGAAUCUCCCAUCAGUCCUGCUUCCCUCCAUUGAUCUCUCUUGCAUUCAGGACAAACAUUCAGGUAGCGAUGCGUGGUCUUUCAUGAAGAAUAAUAACAGCACCUCAUCCCAAGAUCAAUUACUAAAAAACACAACAAAGAUUUGGGUUCCAACAAAUCCAAGAGGUGCAGAGAGAUUAGCUCCUGGGGUUGUUAAAGCAGAGUCAGACUUUUUCUUACGCAGAUUGUGGGGUAUUCCCAGUGAGGAUUUAACCUCUAAGCCAAAGUACCUUGUGACCUUCACUGUUGGGUAUGAGCAGAAAAAGAAUAUUGAUGCAGCUGUGAAAAAGUUUUCAGAGAACUUCACAAUCCUUCUAUUUCAUUAUGAUGGCCGAACAACCGAGUGGGAUGAGUUUGAGUGGUCAAAAAAGGCUAUUCAUGUGAGUGUUCACAAACAAACCAAAUGGUGGUAUGCCAAGCGGUUUCUGCAUCCAGACAUUGUGGCACCAUAUGAUUAUGUUUUCAUAUGGGAUGAAGACCUUGGGGUGGAACAUUUUAAUGCAGAAGAAUACUUAAAGCUGGUAAGGAAGCAUGGCUUGGAGAUUUCACAGCCAGCUUUGGAACCUAAUAAAGGGUUGAUUUGGAAUAUGACUAAGAGAAGAGAUGAUCAAGAAGUUCACAAAGAAGCAGAGGAGAAACCAGGAAAGUGUAAGUACCCUCUUCUGCCUCCUUGUGCAGCGUUUGUUGAGAUUAUGGCUCCAGUGUUUUCGCGAGAUGCAUGGCGCUGUGUGUGGCAUAUGAUUCAGAAUGAAUUUGUCCAUGGAUGGGGUCUUGAUUUUGCUUUUAGAAAAUGUGUUGAGCCUGCGCAUGAGAAGAUUGGAGUUGUUGAUGCUCAGUGGAUUGUUCACCAGGGUGUUCCCUCACUAGGGAAUCAGGGUGAAGCACAAACUGGGAAACCGGCAUGGCGUGCGGUGAAGGAGAGGUGUGGCAUGGAGUGGAGAAUGUUCCAGGGUCGGUUGACAAAUGCAGAAAGGGGAUAUUAUAAGUCCAAGGAAAUUGAUUUCUCUAAUUUGCUCAUUCAUAAUUAG